Messenger RNA from Vollenhovia emeryi, 913 nucleotides. RefSeq names its product ejaculatory bulb-specific protein 3. Bases 255 to 620 code for a protein of 121 amino acids. The transcript has 3 exons. The record is from RefSeq and is a predicted model, not a curated record. Lineage: Eukaryota; Metazoa; Arthropoda; Insecta; Hymenoptera; Formicidae.
AGGAAGGGGAGAAAAGCCCACACGGGUACGUGCCUCUCUUGGGUCCAGUGCGUUGCGCGAUUUCGCGGUGAGAGGACAGAAUUGCACAAGGAGCUCAGGGAAACUUGCUCGCAGGUCGCACGCACAUCGUCCCAAACGUCGAUCCUGGCUUUCGUCCCGCCCGGCCCCACCCAAUCGAUACCGUCUCGCUCUUUCGCCGCGCGCGAGAUCAAACGGCGCGAUCUUGAACAACCGUCCGACCUCCGGGUUUCGGCAUGGCUCCGGCAAUCAAGAUCCUCGUCCUGGCCUGCGCCCUGCUCGCCGCAGCGAUGGCCGCCGAGUCGGACAACGAGGGGAAGCAGCAAUCCUCCGGCAGAUCGCGGGUCUCCGACGAACAACUGAAUAUGGCCCUGAGCGACAAACGUUACUUGAACAGACAGCUUAAGUGCGCCCUGGGAGAGGCGCCGUGCGACCCCGUCGGACGACGUUUGAAAAGUUUAGUGCCGCUGGUUCUGAGAGGCUCCUGCCCGCAGUGCAGCCCCGAGGAGACACGUCAGAUCAAGAAGGUCCUUUCUCACAUUCAGCGAUCCUUCCCGAAGGAGUGGAACAGGAUAGUACAACAAUACGCCGGAGUUCCAUAAACGAGAUAUGAUAUAAGCGCGCCAGCCACGGCGAGGCUGGGUGUACAGAAUAUAGUGGCGGAAUACGCGAAAGGAUACACAAUGGACCGUCUACGGGGGAGACCGUCGAUCGCACUCGUUCAUUUAAUAUUAUUGUUAACGAUGGCACGGGAGAUAGAUAUACAUUUAAGUUAUCAAGAUUUGUUUAUCUGUAUUAUCCGUUAUGAGAUGCUGCGUACGUGUAAACUCUACUCGCACGUUUCGUGUAUUCCAUGUUAAAUAAAGUUUGCCGUCUUGUCGUUUUUAAUUUUAAA